AUGGGAAAACACUGUGCACGGGUGAUGCUUGCUGUCACGUGGGUGGCCCUUGUGGGGUGUUUUGAUGUGACACUGGCUUUCAAGGACUGUGUCGAGGCUGAUAGUCCCCUGUCGUGCUACGGAGCUAAAAUGUUUCGUAACGUAAUGAAGCGGUUGACGCGAGAAAAAUCCCUUCGGCUUACGCCAGGAGUGGAAGUGAUAGCAGUUGGCGGGGACAACAAUGAGGAACAGCAGCGGUCUAUCAACGAGAUCGGCGACGAACGGGAAGGAAUAUUCGAUAGAAUUGGCCGAUAUUUAACCACUCAUGAACUUAAAAUUAACGUGGGUGAAAUACUGCGAAGAGGUGACAUUCAGGAUGUGGUUCGGUCGGUGUUCGGCACUGUUCAGCGAGAGCUGCUAGCGAAUAUUGAAGAGGGCCGCAAAAAGGACAAAGGAGGCUUGGGCGCCGUCAUGAUGAUGGGCGUCAUGAUGAGUAAACUGCUCGGUGCCAUCGGGUUCGGCAGUGUUGCCAUGCUUGCGAUGAAGGCACUUGGCGUUUCCAUCAUUGCGCUGGUAAUGUCCACCAUUAUCGGACUUAAGAAGCUCACGGAAGGAAGUGGAGACAGUAAAGGGCGCCAGGAUUCGAACAUUCGCGUCACCGCGGGUGAGCCGAUCCACCGCAAUGGUUACGACGAUUAUGGUGUUGGAAAUCGCAAACGGCGACGGCGACGGUCGACGGAGCAUCUGCCUUACCGUGGGUGGAGUGAAAAUUCGAAAUAG
Messenger RNA from Sabethes cyaneus, 759 nucleotides. RefSeq lists its product as uncharacterized. The record is from RefSeq and is a predicted model, not a curated record. Bases 1 to 759 code for a protein of 252 amino acids. Lineage: Eukaryota; Metazoa; Arthropoda; Insecta; Diptera; Culicidae. The transcript is spliced from 2 exons.